GAUAGAGGCCAAGGGACAAGAUGCCGUUGCCACGCAACGCCAAGAUGGUAAGCACCAAGCAGCCCCGAGCUGGCAAGGUGGCCCCUGCUACAGAGAAUGUCAACCCAGAGAAGGAGGAGAGUUGUCAGGCUAAGAGGUCUCCAUCCUCACCCCAGGGUGGGCCCAAGAAGAGGUCGGCAUUUGGGGACAUCACCAAUGCUCACAAGAACCAGGUCGUGGCAGGGAAGAAAGAGGCUGUGAAAGUGGCACCACAGAAGGUCCAGAGAGCCCAUACUGCCCUGGGGGUGGCCAAGAACAAUGAGAUCAACUUGAAAAAGUCAAUGAAGAAAACUCCCCCAACAGAGGCUCCUGCACAGCCCAAGGAGGACCCUGUACCAGAGAAACCAGAGCCUGUGAAGCAGGUACCAUCAGUGGAGGACGUAGACAAGGAGCAGUUGGGUGACCCCUAUGCUAAUGCCGAGUAUGCCAAGGAGAUCUUCGAAUACAUGCGGAGCAGAGAGGAGAAAUUCUUACUGCCUGACUUCAUGGAGAAGCAGCCAGACAUCAGCGGGGACAUGCGUGCCAUCCUGGUGGACUGGAUGGUGGAGGUACAGGAGAACUUUGAGCUGAACCACGAGACGCUGUACCUGGCUGUGAAGCUGGUGGACCACUACCUGGUGGAGGUGGUGAGCAUGAGGGACAAGCUGCAGCUCAUUGGCUCUACUGCCAUCCUCAUCGCUUCCAAAUUUGAGGAGCGGUGCCCACCGUGUGUGGAUGACUUCCUCUACAUCUGUGAUGAUGCCUACAAGCGAGAGGAGCUCAUUGCCAUGGAGAUAAGCAUCCUCAGCACCCUCAAGUUCGACAUCAACAUCCCCAUCCCCUACCGCUUCCUGCGACGCUUCGCCAAGUGUGCCCGUGCCUCCAUGGAGACGCUGACCCUGGCUCGCUUCCUCUGUGAGAUGACCCUGCAGGAGUAUGACUAUGCCCGAGAGAGCCCCUCCAAGCUGGCUGCCAGCUGCUUGCUGCUGGCCCUCACCAUGAAGAACCUUGGUGGCUGGACCCCUACACUGGAGUACUACAGUGGGUACCGCUCCCAGGACCUGCACUCCCUGGUGAAGAGGCUGAACUUUCUGCUCACGUAUCAGCCCCGCGACAAGCUGAAGGCUGUGCGCACCAAGUACUCUCACAGGGUCUUCUUUGAGGUUGCCAAGAUCCCCCCUAUGGACAUGCUCAAACUGGAGGAGAAACUGAAGAGCUGCUAGCCCUGUCUCUGUAAAU
Dryobates pubescens (Downy woodpecker) is the source of this 1257-nucleotide messenger RNA. It is a transcript of the gene CCNB3, whose product is annotated as cyclin B3. Gene Ontology annotation, molecular function: cyclin-dependent protein serine/threonine kinase regulator activity. The transcript has 11 exons. Lineage: Eukaryota; Metazoa; Chordata; Aves; Piciformes; Picidae. Bases 21 to 1241 code for a protein of 406 amino acids. Gene Ontology annotation, biological process: mitotic cell cycle phase transition; regulation of cyclin-dependent protein serine/threonine kinase activity. Gene Ontology annotation, cellular component: cytoplasm; nucleus; cyclin-dependent protein kinase holoenzyme complex. The record is from RefSeq and is a predicted model, not a curated record.